AUGAAUUAUCUCUUAUUUUAUAAAAUUAUAAACAUAGUAACUAUUAGUGCAAGUAUUAACUUUAAGAAAAAAUUACUUAAUCUUAUGGAAAAACGCAAUGAUCCAUUACCAGAUGAUUUAAGAUUUUUUAUAUUAGGAGAUUUAUUGGUGAAGAUUUUAUUUGGCAAUAAUCAUAUUAAUUUUUUAACUUAUGAUAAUCCCCGUUUAAUUUCUGUAAAUAAAAAAAGAAUAACUAUAAAAUUUAUUGAUGAAAGUGAUGUGAAAAUUAUUUAUAAUGAGUGUGCUAAUUCACCAUCAGAUGUUUACAAAAUUACAACAAUAAAAGAAUUCAUCAAACUUGUUACUAUAAUAAAAACACCUGCAGAUUUUGAAUUAUAUAAUUAUAUAUUAAAAAGACUACAAAAAAAUUUGAUUAAAUUACUUUCAAAUGUCCGUAACUACAGAGUUCAUAGAUGUAAUAAUGAAUUUUAUGAGAAAGCAGCACUAGCAAUAAUUCUUGAAGAAUAUCCAAAAUUAUUCAAUAAAAACAAAAUGUUUUUUGAAUAUUUGAUAAAUAUAAUUCGUGAUGGUAUGAAUUAUGAUGAUGUUUUUCCAAAUUUACUUGACAGUUUAUUAAAAAACAACCCCAAAACUAAAUUUUCACAACAAGAAAAAGAUACUGAAAUUGAAAAUUUCAAAUAUUUUACUAAGAAAUUAAGAAAGGAAUAUUUAUCAAUUAUAGAUGAAUUUAGAAAUUUACCAACUUCUAUAAAUCGUAAAAAAAUAUUAAAUGAAAUUGAUAUUCAAAUAGUAGAUAAUAUUAUUCAAGCAUACUUUUCAAAUAAAACAAAAAGUAAGAAAAAAGACAAGUCUAACGUAAUUUCUGUUGUAGACUUUUUAAUUUUAAUCAAAUCAUUAUUCCAAAACUAUGUUCCUUUUUACUACUUAGUUAAUCAAAUAAAUAUUGAUUAUGAUUAA
This is a messenger RNA of Hepatospora eriocheir, 957 nucleotides long. The record is from the annotation of a GenBank genome assembly. NCBI's taxonomy places the organism in Eukaryota, Fungi, Microsporidia, Hepatosporidae.